Molecule: messenger RNA, 4360 nt
Organism: Betta splendens (Siamese fighting fish)
Lineage: Eukaryota; Metazoa; Chordata; Actinopteri; Anabantiformes; Osphronemidae
Gene: skor2
Product: SKI family transcriptional corepressor 2
Exons: 9
Coding region: 236-2683 (815 amino acids)
Biological process (GO): negative regulation of BMP signaling pathway; negative regulation of transcription by RNA polymerase II
Cellular component (GO): nucleus; transcription regulator complex
Molecular function (GO): RNA polymerase II cis-regulatory region sequence-specific DNA binding; DNA-binding transcription factor activity, RNA polymerase II-specific; SMAD binding
Source: RefSeq, a predicted model, not a curated record
AGAGAGAUUACAGGGGCGCGUGGAGUCUCUGAAAAGCGAAUAAAGCCGGCGCGAGCGCCGCAGUUUAGUCACAUCUCAUGAGCAGGCGCACUUGACACUUGGAGAAAACGCCAGGACCUGUUCUAUGUGUAAAACGGAGAGUCUGCAGCUCAGCUGUGCGUUUUGUGUUCCGCGGUAAAAUGAGUCUUUUAACGGUCUGGCCGUUCAGUUUGUCUCCUGACGCGGAUAUUUUUUGAUGCGUCUUGGGAAUGUUCUUCAGUUUCAGAGUUUUCCUCCCACUAUGGACAAAGCACACAUGUCGAGCCCUAGUGACAUUAUAAUGGCGAGCUCAACAGGCUCCUACCAGCAGGAGCCCCUGACUCCACCCAGGCCAACGCACCUCCACUCUUCGUCCUCCUCCCUGUCCUCCCCCUCUCCCUCCUCGUCCUCCUCGCCCCUGAAGCCCAACCAGGUCGGCCAGGUCAUCCUGUACGGGGUUCCUAUCGUAUCACUGGUCAUCGACAACAACGAGAGACUUUGCCUGGCGCAGAUUUCCAACACGCUCCUCAAGAACUACAGUUACAAUGAGAUCCACAACCGGCGCGUGGCCCUGGGCAUCACGUGCGUGCAGUGCACGCCGGUGCAGCUGGAGAUCCUGCGCCGCGCCGGCGCCAUGCCCAUCUCGUCGCGCCGCUGCGGGAUGAUCACCAAGCGCGAGGCGGAGCGCCUGUGCAAGUCGUUCCUGGGGGAGAACGCGCCGCCGAAGCUGCCCGACAACUUUGCCUUCGACGUGACCCACGAGUGUGCCUGGGGUUGCCGUGGCAACUUCAUCCCUGCGCGCUACAACAGCUCCAGGGCCAAAUGCAUCAAGUGCUCCUUCUGCAACAUGUACUUCUCCCCGAACAAGUUCAUCUUCCAUUCCCACCGCACGCCGGACGCCAAGUACACGCAGCCCGACGCGGCCAACUUCAACUCCUGGCGGCGGCACCUCAAGCUCACGGACAAACACCCGCCCGACGAGUUGGUGUUUGCGUGGGAGGACGUUAAAGCUAUGUUCAACGGCGGCAGCCGCAAGAGAGCGCUGCCCUCGUCGGCCCAGUGCUCCUCCAUGGGCUCCAUGAAAAGCCUGUCGGGUUCCGUGGUGCCGCACAUGAUGGGACCUGAGCUGAGCUCUCAGAAAAGAGCCCGCUUUGAGGACGACGACGAUCUGGACGGAGGAAGCCUCUCUCCACAUAAGACCCCGCGCAGCUACCCCGUCAUCCCCGUCCCCAGCAAAGGCUUCGGCAUGCUGCAGAAGUUCCCGCCCACCUCGCUCUUCCCCUCGCCGUACCCCUUCCCAGCGUUUGGACUGUGCCAGCAGAAGAAGGAGGACAGCGACGUGUCCGCUGGGCAGAAGGGCUCAGGCCUCUCUGGCCUCCUAUGGCCUGGCCGCAAGGACACCUUCUACCCCCCCUUCUGCAUGUUCUGGCCCCCGAGGGCCGCAGGGGGGAUCCCCGUGCCCACCUACCUGCAGCCGCAGCCCAGCGCCCUCUCCUCCCUGGCAGACAACCCCUCUCUCAGGCAGGCCUUUCUGGACCUCUCGGACCCCAGUGAGCCCCCAGCAGUAGCCGGCACCGGUAACGGUGUCAGCUCGACCAUGGCCCCCAGCAGUGGGACCCCCACGUCGAGGUCUGGGCUCUUUGACGCAGAGGGCUCCACGGUGAUGCCCGAGCUUCGCCCUGUGGCCACAGAGGGCUGGCUCAAGCUCCUGGACAACCCCACCCUCCAAAGCAGGAAGCCCAGCUACGGCUCGGCCUUCCGCCCCGUCGUCAAGGACGCCGAGAGCCUCGCCAAACUGCACAGCAACGGAGGCGUCGCCGGGGCAACAGAGGAGGACUUCAGGGUGGCGGUGGCCAGGUCAGACCGCCAGCGGCGGCUCUCGCCGACGAGCAGCUGCAGCUACGGGAGCGAAAGCGGAGGCGAGGGAGAAGCGGAGGCCGGGGAGAGCGAGGAGGAAGGGGAGGUGGACGUGGAAUCGUCCAAGCAGGAGGACGAGGAGGACGAGGGGAGCUUCGCGGUCAGGCCGCCGCACGCGCAGCCCAGCCUGUACCUCGCUGCUCUGAGCGACGGCGCCGCAGAGAGCCGGGGCAAGGAGCGAGGAUACCCCGGCGCCUCCCCCCCAUCCGCCUCGGAACCCGUUCACCAGGAGUCCCCUGGCAUCCCCGCCUCACCUCCUGCCAGUUUGCCUCUCUCCAGCUCCACCCCACCUCACCGGGAAGAAGCGGCUUUCAAAAACGUUCACAAGAACAGGGACGAAGGUCUUCCUGCGUACGCAACCAAAGACAACUGCAGCAUCUCUGAUGAAAACAAAGAGCAGAGUAGUUUCUUCGCAGCGGACAGUGAGACGUCGGCCCCCGACUACUGGCGUGAGAGCUCAGGUGAUCAAAGCCAACGCGCCGCCUCUCCUGCGCCGCUGAAGAAGGACGUGGAGAACAUGGAGAAAGAGGAGCUCCAGAAGGUUCUGCUGGAACAGAUCGACUUCAGAAGGCGACUGGAGCAGGAGUUUCACGCUCUGAAGGGCACGUCGCCAUUUCCUGUCUUCCAUAAUUUCCAGGACCAGAUGAAACGAGAGCUCGCCUACAGAGAGGAGAUGGUCCAGCAGUUGCAGAUGAUUCCCUAUGCAAACAUCAUCAGAAAAGAAAAGAUUUCCCAUCUCAACAAGUAGCUGAAAGGCUUAGUCGACAGAUUUCCCCAGAAAAGGAGGAAACUACUAGGAUUUCUGUAAAUGUAAACAGAGAAAUGCAGAAGGGACACAGACAGAUGGACCGUAUAGUAUGUACAUACACAUUCCUGUUGUGUUUCUGAACAGAAAUCAUUUGGCUGCUGUGUCCAGACUCUGCUCAUAGCGCUGCCCUUAAGCUAUGAUAAGGUCAUACUGCCGUGUCAGGUCACGCCGGUCAGCAGUUCAUCCAUGUUCCCUCGGGGUUAGUUUCCCAAACUGAAUCAAAAGACAAACCAGUGACGUCAGAAGAACCCGGACCAGCGCCGCUGUUUUAGGCUCUCGGCUUUACUAAACCAGGACCAAAGCAACCACCGACUCCCUCCGUGCCCUGUGCAGGUGUGAAGACCUCCUGAAGGGAAGUUACAGACUUUGUCAGAACCCCUGAACGUCCAAAGCUCUUAAAAGAAGUGUGAGAGGAUACAGAGACUGCAUGUUAUGCUCUGAUGCCUGGCUGCAGGUUGUUUAAUUGUACAUACAUCAGACUUUAUGUGACAAUGGACUCACAAGAUUGAGGCUGUUGUCACUGUUUUUAUUGCAUCACCAAAAAACAGGAAAAACCUAAAGAACCAUAUUUUAUCCCAAAGGGUCCAGUUGUGUUUAUUAACUUAAACAGACACAACCCAUCAUUACCACCGAUUAUCAUCACAGUUAUUCAUCGCUGAACAGAUGAAAUGUUGGUGGAGACUUAAACAAGCUGCAUCUGUUAGAUGUCCCAAACUUGAAGAUGCCAGAUGAAGAACAAAAUAAAAGGCAAAAGGAACCAGAGCACAAUGAAUAUUUGUGUUCUGGAUUGUCUUUUCCCUAAUAGUGCGAUUAAACACGUAUUUACACAGGAUCGUAAGGGUGUCAUACUUAAUGCAAACGGUACUCGGGCAGUUUGCACUUCUACUGUAUUAUUUGGACGUGGUGUCUGAACAUACGAAUUACCUACAGUAUUAUGUUUACUGCUUACUACUGCAAAUGAUCGUGAUUUUCCAUUUUCUAUAUACAAGUAAAGGUUACAUGCACAUCCUGUGUCACAUCUAGAUUAUAUAUAUUUCACAAAUCAUCUUCCACUGUUAAUCAGUGAACAUAUCAAACCGAGCAGCAGGAGAAUGCGUUCCUUAGAUGCACAACGUCAGCAUCACAUUGAACAGACUCACUUCCAACCUGAGGUAAAUGUGUGCGUGUUGGCAGGUGAUGAGAGGACAUCCAGAGCCUCGUCAUGUGGACCCGUGUGCUCUGGGUCACACAGAGAAAAGACUGACGCUUGUCAGUGUUGUAUAUUUACCUGUAAAUGAUUUUACUCAAUUGUAUAAAAGGUCAUAUUGAGAGCACUAAACAUCACAGUCACUCUAUUUACAUGUGUUUUUGUUGUUGUUGUUAUUUAUUUGAGUAAUAAACCUGAAUGUGAAAAUAUUAUUUAUUAUAGUGUUAAGAGAAAGAGACAUGGUGAUCAUAAGUAUGUAUUCAAGAACAAAAAUGAGAACUCACCCCCUUGUUUCUAAGAUGAAAUGAAUGAAUGGUUAAAGGUAAAAGUCAUUUACUAAGAAAAUUGUAUCAUUAUAAACUGUCAAUGCAGAUGUAUUUAAAUAUGUUCUUGUAGUUUCUCUACUAUUUAUGUGUAAAUUAAAAGUCUAU